GAUAAAAAUAUUCUUCUUUACGUUUUACCUUCUAACACUACUCAUAUUUUUCAACCAUCUGAAAUUCCCUUUAAAAAACUCAAAGCCGAAUAUGACAAGGCAUCAGAUCGUUAUCAUAUUAAGAAUAAUCUUGAAGUCACGAAGUGUUUAUUUGCUCAAGUCUUCGGUGAAGCAUUUUAUGAAACCUACACUCCUAAACCUACUUACAUAUAUAAUACGAGGACUAGCAAGUUAACUCAACUUGAGUAUGAAAAUAAAAGGUUACAUGAAUAUGUUCAAAGGUUAGAACAUCCCGGAACAGCACCUUUAGCAUCGAUUUUGAAGUAUCCACAUUCGAAGCAAUUGUCAGUUGAGAAAAAACCUCAAAACCGACCCAAAAACUUCAAAUUCGGAACACUUGUAACUGCAGAAUCCAUUGUAAAAGAAUUGGAGGACAGAGAAAAUGUAAAGCAAAAAAAGGCUAAAGAUGCAAGAUUAAGAAAGGAACGACGGGCUAUUAAUAAAACAAACAAGCAAGCCCAAAAUAAUGCUAAAAAUAAAUAG
Molecule: messenger RNA, 543 nt
Organism: Cetraspora pellucida
Lineage: Eukaryota; Fungi; Glomeromycota; Glomeromycetes; Diversisporales; Gigasporaceae
Source: the annotation of a GenBank genome assembly